This is a messenger RNA of Lipotes vexillifer (Yangtze River dolphin), 1119 nucleotides long. The record is from RefSeq and is a predicted model, not a curated record. Lineage: Eukaryota; Metazoa; Chordata; Mammalia; Artiodactyla; Lipotidae.
AUGCAGCAGGUGCAGUUCUGGGAGGUCUCGGCCCAUGUGAGGGGCAGAGAGCUCCGCCACCUGGCUGCUGACCACCUGAGAACCAUGCGGCGGGACGGCUGGAGCUGCAGUGAAGACACAGACCCUCUGGGCCUCUGGACCCAGGGCGGCCUGGGCUUAGUGAGGAAGGGGGCCUCAGAGAGCACCAUGGACAGGGAGGUGACCAGGACCAUGGACGGCCACCCCUCUGACGGCUGGGCCCAAAGAGCAGAAGAAGGGUGGUGUAACUCAGCAGCAGCUGCGAGCACAGGGCCUGCCCGACCCUGCGGGUGCCGCCAGCUCAGGCCCCCCCAGGAGCUCCAGCAGGUGGGCCUCUGUGCCCGGCCCGCAGCAUCCACAGCGCGGGAGCCCUCGGGGAGUGAUGGGGCUCAGGGGGACCCAGCCGGUUCCUCUCCUGUCCUGGCCACCUCACCAGACCUGGGGACACAGGGCCGAGCGCAAGACCCCGAAAUUCAGGCCAAGGCACCAUCCCCCGUCAAGCUGCCCCUUGCUCCCCUGGGCAUUCCCGGGGGGGGCGCUCUGUGGGGCCAAGACCAGCGGGCUCCCCCCCCCCAGGAACUCCCGCAGUACUGGUCUCCUCACUCCUCAAAGCCGCCCCCCAAGCCAAGCCCAGCUCAUGGCCUCUUCCGCAGUGGCCUGGCCUUCUGGCCACCGGCCCCGGAUACCACCUGCGGCAGCAAAGGGCUCCCCUUGUGCCCCUGCUCCGUCACUCGGGGGCCGGGAGGGUCUCCUGCAGAUUGGAGGGCACGCCCGGGAGACAGACGUCUGCACAGUAAUUCAUCAAUUCCCUCACUGGGCCCCAGCUCAGCAGGACACCCACGCACCCUCCCCAGGAACCACCAAAGUGUGUCUGGCACCUGUGUCGGUGGCUCAGAGAUGAUGGAUCCCUGUCCCGAAGGCUCAAGCCCCCAGGGUGUGGCCGAGGGGGCCACCCUCCAGCACGUCCAUCCAGAGAGGAGUCCACAGGUCUCACGUCAAGUGGGGAAGGAACUGCUCGGCAACACAGAACCUGCACACGGGUCCGGGACCCUCGGGCUUAGCCCAGCACCCAGGAGGCCCCGGACCCCUGACACCCCAUAA